AUGCAGGCCUAUCUCGCGGCCAAGUACAUGUCAGGCCCCAAGGCCGACGCGAUCCUCUCGCGCACAUCCGCACCCAAGAAGAAGAAACGCAAGGCAGGCACAGCCGCGUCCUCGAAAGCAGGCAGCUCCGGCGCGUCCUUCAUCAAAGACCACGACGUUCUCGGCUGGGACAGCUACCGCGAGGCAGACGAGGACGAGGUCGCUGACGCGGUGGUGGCGGAGGACCGCGGGUUCAAGAAGCGGCAGCGCAUGGACGAGGCGUCGGGCUGGGCGACCGUCCGCGAGGGGGAGCAGCGCGAAGAGUCGCCGCCCCCGGCCGCGGACGAGCAGCCGCAAGUGGUCGAGGAGCAGCCCGCGUUCAAGGGCGGUCUCCUUACGGCCGCGCAGCUCAAGAAGACACUUCCGCGCGAGAAGGGGGGCAAGACGGCGAAGGAGAAGGAGCUGGAGGAGCAGGCUGCGGCGCAGGAGACUGUCUAUCGUGACUCGUCUGGCAGGCAGGUGGACAUGGCGGCAGAGCGGGCUGAGGCGGCGCGGCGGAAACGUGAGCGCGAGGAACAGGAGGCGCGCAAGAUGGAGUGGGGUAAGGGUCUUGUGCAACGGGAGGACGUCGAGAAGAGGAGGAAGGAGGAAGAGGCGAUGCGGGCGCGUCCGUUCGCUCGGGACAAGAACGACGCAGACAUGAACGAGGAGUUGAAGGCUCAGGACAGAUGGAACGAUCCUGCUGCCGCUUUCUUAACGAAAAAGCGAUCCAAAGGUCCGCGCAAACCCGAGUAUUCCGGUCCACCACCUCCGCCAAAUCGGUAUGGUAUCAAACCUGGAUACCGUUGGGACGGUGUCGAUCGCGGCAACGGUUUCGAGAAGAAGCUGUUUCAGCGACAGAACGACAAGCGGCGACGAGGACUUGAGAGCUACCAGUGGAGUGUCGAUGACAUGUAA
Fomitopsis serialis is the source of this 936-nucleotide messenger RNA. RefSeq names its product Pre-mRNA-splicing factor of RES complex-domain-containing protein. The record is from RefSeq and is a predicted model, not a curated record. Lineage: Eukaryota; Fungi; Basidiomycota; Agaricomycetes; Polyporales; Fomitopsidaceae. Gene Ontology annotation, biological process: mRNA splicing, via spliceosome. The coding region runs from base 1 to 936 and encodes 311 amino acids. Gene Ontology annotation, molecular function: RNA binding. The transcript has 3 exons. Gene Ontology annotation, cellular component: U2-type spliceosomal complex; RES complex.